AUGCAUUAUUCCUUGUUUUCUGUGAGCAUUUACUUCAUAGGUCUGGUCACCACAUCUAUUUCUAGUCCGUAUCCUCCACCAAUCGGCGGCGAGAAAACUCUGAAGUGCACACGUUAUUCCAACAUCACAGGGCCUAACACUACAUGUAAUGACGACCCCCAUCAAGUUUGUACGGGAGGAUGCACAGGAACAAUUGUGGCAAGCCAAUGCACGAAAGAAGGCGACCCUUCCGACCACUCGGAACAACAAAUGUGCACGAUUAGCUACAGUCAGCCGAGCCUGGAGCGUGGAGUAUGCAUCAAUGAUCAAGGCACGUUCUCUUGUCAGGGGAUCCCACAGGGAGAAGCCAGUGAGUCGCCAGAGUCCCUCGAAGCCUACGAAGAGUCGUCAAGGUACUCAAGCCAUCUUCAUCUGCAUCAUAUCGCUCGACAGCUUGUUCAGGAUGCGCUUUCGUCGCCAACGGGUCUGAUGCCGGCGUUGCUCAAAUCUCUAAUAGCUCCCAUGCAGACUCCGUUCUAUCCGGAACUAAGACUCCAUUGUCUUUAUCGACCGCAGCGCUACCGACAGGAAGCAGGCUCACCCUCUUCGGCUCAAGCUUAUUCGGCCUGA
This is a messenger RNA of Puccinia graminis f. sp. tritici CRL 75-36-700-3, 609 nucleotides long. RefSeq lists its product as uncharacterized. Lineage: Eukaryota; Fungi; Basidiomycota; Pucciniomycetes; Pucciniales; Pucciniaceae. The record is from RefSeq and is a predicted model, not a curated record. The transcript has 5 exons. The coding region runs from base 1 to 609 and encodes 202 amino acids.